Molecule: messenger RNA, 2165 nt
Organism: Cercocebus atys (sooty mangabey)
Lineage: Eukaryota; Metazoa; Chordata; Mammalia; Primates; Cercopithecidae
Product: putative golgin subfamily A member 8F/8G
Exons: 19
Coding region: 1-1881 (626 amino acids)
Biological process (GO): spindle assembly; Golgi organization
Cellular component (GO): Golgi cis cisterna; Golgi apparatus; cis-Golgi network
Molecular function (GO): protein binding
Source: RefSeq, a predicted model, not a curated record
AUGGCAGAAGAAACUCGACAGAGCAUAUUGGCUGAGGCCAAGAAAAAGUUAAAAGAAUAUUGGCAGAGAAACAGCCCUGGUGGUCCAGCAGGAGUGAAGAAGAACAGGAAAACAAAUGGCAGUAGCCCUGAGACAGCCACUUCUGGUGGUUCCCACUCACCUGGGGAUUCAGCAACAGGUAUCGACAGAGAGGGCCCUACGUCAUCUGCACCCCUCAAGGAUCUGGAGAGCCCGUCCCAAGAACUAGCAGCUGUCCUGGACUCGAGGUUCGUCAAAAUCAGUCGACUCAAUAACAUCAUCAAAUCUCUGGAACGACAGAAGAAACAAGUGGAACAUCAGCUGGAAGAAGAAAAGAAGGCAAACAAUGAGAAACAGAAAACUGAAAGGGAGCUAGAGGUUCAAAUCCAGAGAUUGAACGUACAGAAAAAGAAACUAACUAUUGACGUGUAUCGCACGAAACGCUCUCUCAUAUACUUUGAAGAAGAGUGCAAGGAUCUGGCUGGCCGCCUGCAACAAACACUGCAGUGUAUAGAAGAGUUAGAGCAGGCUCUGUCUGCUGUCCCCGCCACACAGGAGGAGAAGGAGAUCAGUUCCUCGAGCCACAGGAAAGCAUGUAUGGAGUGGAAGUUAGAGUGGUCCACACGGGAGCAGGCACUUCUGAAAGCACAGCUGACCCAGAUGAAGGAUUCACUUAAACAAGCCCAUCUGGAGAGAGAGGAAUAUGCUCAACAUCUAAAAGGAGAGAGGGCCCAGUGGCAGCAGAGGAUGAGAAAAAUGUGGCAGGAGGUUUGCACCUUGAAGAAGGAGAAGAAGGAUGACACACAUCGGGUGGAGGAGCUGAAGAGGAGCUUGUCCAAACUCAAACACCAGAUGGCUAAACCCCUGCCCCCGGAGCCCCCAGCAGUGCCCGCUGAGGAGGAGCUGCAGCACCUGAGGAAGGAACUAGAGAGGGUGUCAGCAGAGCUCCAGGCCCACGUGGAAAACCAUCAACACGUAAGUCUCCUGAACCAGCCACAAAAGGAGAGGCUUGGGAGGCAGGAGGAGAGGCUUCGGAAGCAGGAGGAGAAGCUUCCGCAGCUGGCCGAGCCACAGAGCGGUGUCGAGGAGCUGAACAACGAGAACAAGAGCGCACUGCAGUCGGAGCAGCAAGUGGAGGAGCUACAGGAGACGCUGGACGAGGAGCGCCUGGAAGCUUCCAGCCAGCAGAGCCAGCAGCUGAAUGCCCCGUUGAACCUCACGGCUCUCCCUGGGGAAGGAGAUGGAGGAGAACAUCUGGGCAGUGCGGAGGAGGAGGCACCUCAGCCCAUGCCGAGCCUCCCAGAGGACCUGGAGAGCUGGGAGGCCAUGAGCGGCUGUAUGGACCACCGGGAGGAGAUGGCGGACCUGAGUGAGCUGGUGGAGAAACCCGAACUUCCAUUCAUCGAAUACUGGGGAGAGAGAUGCCAUCAGAAUGUUCAUCAGCUUCUAACAGAGGCAGGGGGCAGUGCCGAGGAUGCAGCAAUGGGAGGAGGACAUCAUCGGGCUGGUCCAGCACAGGGAGGAGAUGAAGGUGGAGCUGCAGGAGAUGCUAUUACGGCUUGUGCCGACCACAACAACGAGCACAGCAAACUCCUGACCUCUUCCCAGAACCCAGCUCAUGAGCCCCGUCCAGGAGUCCCAGACCCCCAGGAGCUUGGGGCUGCCCACAAGCAUGGUGAUCUUUGUGAGGUGAGCCUCACCGUCAGCGCCGAGACUGGGCAAGGAGAGGCCAGGGAGGGGUCUCCCCACGACAACCCUACUGCACAGCCCAUCGCGCAGGAGCAGCAGGAGCACCCAGGCUUGGGCAGCAACCUCUGCGUGCCGUUCUUUUGCUGGGCUUGGCUGCGGAGAAGAAGGAGAUAAACAUCACCAUCAUCAAGGAGCUGAUCAAGACAUUUUUUAAAAAGAAACAAAGUUAUGGGGUUAAUCUCCUACACAAUUCAUUUACUUCAUUGGAAUGUUAGAGCCACUCUUGAUUAUUUGUGUUUCUAAUUUAUAGUUUAAGUUUAUUUGUAAAAAGUUAAAAGAGAGUGGGUCUCUGUGGCCUUCCCUGACGUUCACUCUGGCAUCCUUUAGCAUUUUCUUUUUUAAUUUCAUAAUUGUAGGUCAUUAGCAUGUAUAUCGAGUUCGCCCUUACGUGGUGGGAG